Melanotaenia boesemani (Boeseman's rainbowfish) is the source of this 2004-nucleotide messenger RNA. RefSeq names its product negative regulator of ubiquitin-like proteins 1 (gene nub1). The transcript is spliced from 15 exons. The record is from RefSeq and is a predicted model, not a curated record. NCBI's taxonomy places the organism in Eukaryota, Metazoa, Chordata, Actinopteri, Atheriniformes, Melanotaeniidae. The coding region runs from base 156 to 1943 and encodes 595 amino acids. Gene Ontology annotation, biological process: regulation of ubiquitin-dependent protein catabolic process. Gene Ontology annotation, molecular function: protein binding.
CUCGGAGUGAGACCUCCUUUUCGUAUCAUUACCUCAUUCCCAGAAACGACAGAUUCAUUAAAAACAACAUCGAGCUGCUGAAACGGAGCAUUGACGGAAUUUCGGCAUUUAACUGCGGCGCGAUUUGCAAUCGUGUCAUAUAACAUCACGAGACGAUGGCCGAGGAGAACGUGGAGGCGAAGCUGAAGAACCUGCUGAAGCAGGAGAAGAUCCAGCUGUGGAAUCCUCCGUAUACUGUGGAGGACAACCAGCCGGGAGCGCAGAGCAUGCAGGAGCUGGCGGAGCGUUACGCUCCUCUGCUGAGUCUCUCGGUGCUGGAGGUAGGGGGCGCCCUGGAGUUGAUCCGAGUUCAGGCAGUGAAGAGAGGAAAAGGAAACAAGGCGUUCAGAGAGACGAGCGUGGCGACGCUGGAGCUGCUGCUGCCCAGAGACACCAAGAAGGAUCCUAAGAUGAAGAGCUACCUGGAGACAAGGCUGGAUGUUCAGGUCCAGCAGGUGGUGGACAGGAUCGGAGAGGAGUACGGCCUGAAACACAUCAAACUGAUUCUGAAUGGGAGAACGCUGUCUGCAGACCAGCAGCUGGAUGAACAAGGUGUGAAGAACCACAGUAAGAUGAUGGUGCUGAAGGUGAGCGAUGCUGAGCAGAUGACCAAAGACGAAGAGGACAGGAAGAACCAGAAUGAGAGUGUCCAGAGAACCCAGAAAGGCUUCCAGAUCCUGUCAGAGAGAGACGGCAGUGAGGAUCCAGACACCACGCCAUACCUGGAGAUUGCAGACCAGAAGGGAAACCCUCUGAAGAUCCCCCACCAGGAGAAGAAGGCUCUGAUCCUGGCCAUGGGUUUCCACGAGAAGGGGCGUUCUCUGAUGAAAAGGAAGCAGUACGACAACGCUCUGUGUCACCUGCUGCAGGCCGACCAGCAGUUCAGUAAGUGUGGCUCGGCUCUGCUCAGCUCGGUGGAUAACUACGCCGUCCUGCAGCUGGACAUCGUGUGGUGUUAUCGAGCCCUGGAGGCACUGUCCUGCCUGGACGACAGCCGCAGCCGCCUGCAGAGGGCCGAGGAGUGUUUCCUCAGGUGUUACGGAGAGCAGCAGCAGAGGCUGCUCACGAUCCAGGGUAGCACAGGUAGAGAGGAGGUGUUGUUCCUCCGUCUGUACCUCCUGCAGUGUCUCCUCUCCUACAUCGAAGGAAACGACUCUCAGGCUCGACUGCAGUUGUCCAAAGUGGAAUCUCUGUAUGGCCGUUUGUGUCUGGACUCGGAGAAGAUGGCCCAGCUGAUGGCUCUGGGUUUCACAGAGAGAGAAGCUAGACUGGGACUACGAGCGUGUCAGGGAGACCUGCAGGAGGCCGCCAUCCAGAUCAGCAACCGUCGCCAGGAGCGUCAGGAGCUUAUGCAGAGGGAGCAGCAGAAGAGGAAGACGAGGAUGGAGGCCAUUUCCACCCUGGCUAAGCUGGGAUACUCCAGGAGAGACGCUGCCAGAGCUCUGCACCACGCCAACGGAAACUUGGACAAAGCUUACACUAUCCUGCUGGACUCCAGUCAGGCUGCUCAGGCCACCAACAACAACACAGAGGGGAUGAUCAGUCCGGAGAAGGUGGAGCAGUUGCUGUAUUUGGGUUUCGAGCGAGAAUCGUCUGAAGCAGCACUCCAACUGACGGACGGCAACGUCCAAGCAGCGACUCAGCUCCUGCUGGACAACCAGGGCGUCCUCUCUCCGGACCUCCUGUCCCCACCAUCCACCUCCACCUCCACCUCCUCCUCGCCGUCCUCUGAGGAGCCCAGCACCUCCUCCAGCUCCCCAGAGGAAAAUGAGCUGGUUAACGAGGUGUUGGAGGACAUUCCUCGUCAUGAGGAAGAUUAUCUGGACUUGACUCUGGAGGAGGAGAGCGAGCUCAUCGCCACCAUGAAGACAUAUCUGAACCGAGAGCCCACGCACACAGUUUGACCCAGACACCUUGGACUUAAAUAAACCUUGUUCUGCUCUAAAACCAAAUCCAACCCCCCCC